AUGAUUGCCGCACCAAUUCCCAAGAUCCCGUCCCUCACGAUCCCGGAGGAAGUUAAAGUUAUACCCUCCGUGAAGAUCGAACCUACUGUGGUUGACUCUUUGCAGCAGGAGUUCGUAGAACCACCUCUGUUGAACGAACUGACGACGGUAGACCGGCUGCUGAUCACGAAGCGACUCCCCGUCAAGAACGUGCUCUGCAUGCGCGGCAAGAAGAACAGAUUCUUCGUUAGAACUUCAGAUCAAAAUCUUAUUUAUACCAUAGAAGAAGAGAAUAAUUGGUGGGUUGGCUACCUUUGCUAUGGUCUGCGUCCGCUCCAGCUCCGCGUCAGAAAUUGCCAUGGCAUGGAAGUCAUGACGAUAAACAGACCUUUCGCCUUCACGUCCCGGGUUCUGCCCUGCCAAUUGCAGACCCUUGAGAUAUUUUCUCCCCCAGGACACCUUAUAGGAACUGUGCAGCAGCAAUGGACGGCUCUGAGGCCUUUGUAUCUGGUGUUAAACGAAAGGGGUGAUUCUUUGUUUUGGAUUCGUGGUCCAGUUAAUACGUUGACUUGCUUCAAGGACGUUCAGUUCCAGAUCCAAAGGACAGAUGGAGAACACGUCGGCGCCACAUGCAAGCGCUGGCAGGGCUUGACGCAUGCACUAUUUUUUGCACCAGUUAGUGACAGGUUUGGGGUCGCAUUUGAACAGAACCUAACUGUAGAAGAAAAAGCGUUGUUAAUGUCGGUGACGAUUCUACUGGACUACAUGUACUAUGACUCCUGA
This is a messenger RNA of Arctia plantaginis, 762 nucleotides long. NCBI's taxonomy places the organism in Eukaryota, Metazoa, Arthropoda, Insecta, Lepidoptera, Erebidae. The record is from the annotation of a GenBank genome assembly.